AUGCAAGCCGCAAACCACCUCCAAAGAGCCCUCAAAGCAGGGAGCCCAGCUUUCGGAGCAUGGCAAAUGCUUCCCGGCACGAAUCUGACCAGAGAAAUAUGCAGAUCAGCUCCCAAUAUUGACUGGCUCCUAAUCGACUUAGAGCACGGGAACAUCUCCGACGAUUUAAUGCACGAUAUUGUCGCUGCCGCCGCCGCCUGCGGGGUCUCACCAAUUGUCCGUGUCAUGGAGGGAGAACGCUGGAUGAUCAAACGAGCGCUGGACAGUGGCGCACAUGUUAUCUUGGUACCUGUCAUUGAAACAGUUGAAGAUGCGAAGAAAGUGUUCCUGGCCUCGUUUUCGGGUGAAGAGAACUGCCUCUGUUUUCUCUGCGUCAAACUGGACUUGAUGUAUCUGGCCCCAGCGUUUGAACCUUUACUCGCCGUGGAGAAAUUCGUCGACCAGCACCCACACGGCACGGUGAAACAGCUGACAGGGACAGAGUAUUUGCAGCAAGCGGAUAGUUCUCUUGUGAUUGCUGUUCAAAUUGAGACGCAGGGUGCCCUGGAGAAAGUCAAGGAAAUUGCCGCUCUUCCUGGAAUAGAUGUGCUGUUCAUCGGACCUUUCGAUCUUGGAAUGAAUAUCGGGCACCCGAUUAGUGACUCGGGCGUGUAUGAUCAAGAACUUCUUGAUGCAAUUCAGAGUGUUCAUGAGGAUGCAAGGGCUGCUGGAAAACUAUGUGGUAUUUAUUGUGACACGAGGGAAGAGGGAAGAGAGUAUAUGAAUAAAGGAUUUCAGAUGGUCAGUGUGAUGACGGAUAUGGUCGGAACUCGGAAGACAUUUAGACGGGCGUUUUAUGAUGCGCAGAAGGAGUGA
Messenger RNA from Aspergillus affinis, 855 nucleotides. Its product is annotated as HpcH/HpaI aldolase family protein. The transcript is spliced from 2 exons. Bases 1 to 855 code for a protein of 284 amino acids. The record is from RefSeq and is a predicted model, not a curated record. Gene Ontology annotation, cellular component: cytoplasm. Gene Ontology annotation, molecular function: aldehyde-lyase activity. Lineage: Eukaryota; Fungi; Ascomycota; Eurotiomycetes; Eurotiales; Aspergillaceae.